Plasmodium reichenowi is the source of this 369-nucleotide messenger RNA. RefSeq names its product actin-depolymerizing factor 1. Gene Ontology annotation, cellular component: actin cytoskeleton; cytoplasm. The record is from RefSeq and is a predicted model, not a curated record. The coding region runs from base 1 to 369 and encodes 122 amino acids. Lineage: Eukaryota; Apicomplexa; Aconoidasida; Haemosporida; Plasmodiidae. Gene Ontology annotation, biological process: cell motility; actin filament depolymerization. The transcript has 2 exons. Gene Ontology annotation, molecular function: actin filament binding.
AUGAUAAGUGGUAUUCGAGUUAAUGAUAAUUGUGUAACGGAAUUUAAUAACAUGAAGAUUAGGAAGACAUGUGGCUGGAUUAUUUUUGUCAUACAAAAUUGUGAAAUAAUUAUUCAUUCAAAAGGUGCUUCAACAACCUUAACAGAAUUAGUACAGUCCAUAGAUAAAAAUAACGAAAUUCAAUGUGCAUAUGUUGUGUUCGAUGCAGUAAGCAAAAUUCACUUCUUCAUGUAUGCAAGAGAAUCAUCCAACUCAAGAGACAGAAUGACCUAUGCCUCUAGCAAACAAGCCAUAUUAAAAAAAAUCGAAGGAGUUAAUGUGCUCACAUCUGUUAUUGAAAGUGCACAAGAUGUUGCUGAUCUUAAAUAA